Molecule: messenger RNA, 3382 nt
Organism: Ctenopharyngodon idella (grass carp)
Lineage: Eukaryota; Metazoa; Chordata; Actinopteri; Cypriniformes; Xenocyprididae
Gene: errfi1a
Product: ERBB receptor feedback inhibitor 1a
Exons: 4
Coding region: 216-1613 (465 amino acids)
Biological process (GO): regulation of keratinocyte differentiation; negative regulation of epidermal growth factor receptor signaling pathway
Cellular component (GO): extrinsic component of cytoplasmic side of plasma membrane
Source: RefSeq, a predicted model, not a curated record
GCACCGCGCACAGAGAAGACCCGUUUAACGAACCUCUCGACCGCUGUAAUGAAUGUCCUCGCGCAUCUAUAGAGAUAAAGUAAAGCUUUCAAACGGACCGAACGGGAUCAUUACGGCAUUAUGAACUUUUAACACCGGACACCUAGAAUCUACCAGGAGAUUAAGGUACAGACCAGCAGCUGCCAGCUUGGCGGGAGGAACAUUUCCUGGCCUGAAUGCGAACCGACUGCAGCUGGAGCAUGUCCACUGCAGGCUUGACUGCCCAGGAGAUCUGUUUACCCGCGCAAAGCCUUUUCCUGCGGGGCAGCCAUUGGCAUAGCAUGGCCGGAGCUAAGCCCUCUUGGAAAUACCAUGAUCUACACAACUUAUGCUUCACAAUUGAUUCUUCUAGGGAUUAUAAGCAUCAAUCCCAGCAACAGGUGCUGCCAUCAUUUUCAGAAGCGGACAAACAGCAGACUCAUCUUCAAUCACCAAACAGCCCAGGAGGCCAGCCCUUGCCCCCCAAAAAGCCCCGACCUUCCCAGCUCACCUUGCACACAGACCCUUCUACGUCUAGCCCUGCCAAAGACGACCAAGUGGUUCCCUGCUUUCAACGUCUAACCGUAUCUGACCGCAUCAGUCCUCCCCAGACGCCCAGCCGGGUCACUAAACCCCUUCCCCCAAUUCCCGGUUCAGCGGAACUUUCCCCGGAUCAGGCUGUGGACAGUGAAGUAGAGUUCUUCAACGGAGAUGACAAUCGCUGCCUGGUUCCCGAACCUUACUCUAAACCCUCUCCUUUCCGCUACGGAAUGCCCAGUAGGAGGAGUUUCAGGGGCUGUGGACAGAUUAACUAUGCCUACUUUGAAGGUCCAACAUCCCAGCAGAAGCAGCAGCCACAGUCACAGAAGCUGAGGCAGGAGCGGGAAACCCAACAGAGGGAACAGGAACUCCGCGACCAGCAACAACAACAGCAACAGCAACAACAGCAGCAGCAGCAGCAGCAGCAGCAGCAGCAGCAGAACUGUCUCAGACAGCAGGAACGUACACAAAGGAAGCUGCGGCGCUCGCAUUCCGGGCCUGCCGGCUGCUUUAACAAGCCCACCUCCUUCCGGCUGUCCAGUCACCACUGGAAUACACAAGGCCUGGAUAAACCGGAAGUUCCUCCGAGAGUUCCAAUCCCCCCACGACCAAUCAAACCCGGAGACUCCCGCCGCUGGUCAGCCGAAGUCUCAUCGGGAGCCAACAGCGACGAUGACCGACCUCCGAAAGUACCCCCUAGAGAACCUUUAUCCUCCAGUAGUUCCCGUACCCCGAGCCCAAAGAGCCUCCCAAUGUACCUCAACGGGAUCAUGCCACCUACGCAGAGCUUUGCCCCAGAUCCCAAAUACGUCAGUCGUGGCCUGCAGCGACAGAAUAGCGAAGGUUCUCCAUGCAUUCUGCCCGUCAUGGAGAACGGCCGGAAAGCCAGCAACACGCACUACUUCCUUUUGCCACAACGCCCGUCAUACCUGGACAAACAUGAGAAGUAUUUAAUGGACAGCACAGCGAGUCGAGGCAUGGAUGCCUCCGAUUUGAGUUCGGACUGGGACUGUCAAAGCAAAAGGAAAACGACGCACCAAAUAGACUUGGUAUGAAAUAAGCAAGCUAUCACUUGGGACACGUUUGUCCGAAGACUUUUUUUGCUGCUUUGUCGCAGUUUUGCUGUAGUGCUCGUAAAUUCGAGCGAGUUACGUAUGAAAUGCAGUUACUGGGAUUGGAAACUCGGAAACAGUUCUAACAGUUCUCUUAGAGCGAGCUCGGAAAUUGUUUUUUAUUUCAUUGUUAUGUGAAAUGUAAGUGUUGAAAUGAUAACAUGGUGCAGUUGUUUGGUAUUAGCUGGUCUGGUACCUCCAUACUUCAGUGUUGUAAAUUUUCGUAGUCUCAUUUUAUAUUGCAUUGAAGAUUAUUUUUAUGUCUUGGAACAUUGAGCACGUUCAUCUGAUCAUAGGGACAUAGGGUCAGUAAUGCUUCUGUACGUUUGUGUCGUCUACCAUAUAUGAAGUAUAAAAACGGCCUGGCUUUUUUUGCAGCCGGCAUUAUAAGUGAAGGUUUUUCCAUCUUUUUGCAUUGCAUGAAAUCUGACACAUGCACACUAUUUUGCAGUUCUUCUGUUGGACUAUUGCUCUCAGCCUUUGUCAGGACACUCUUUUGUGUGCUUUUAUGUGGCCUGUCUGUACAACUUGUAGUCUCGAGUGUGUGUGUGUGUGUUACAUAGGAACAGGCUAAGUAUUGCUUUUCUGUUCCGAGUUAAGUGUGUGAUUCGAGAGUUGAAUGUGUUACAUUUGCCCAAUUUUGGCACUGCUUUUAAGCUUUUAUAAGCUGCUUAAAAUGGCAGCUGAAAUGUUGCCCUCUGAAUGAACAGAGUAUUUCCGAUCCCUUGCUUCUCGCUAAGGUGUAGUGUGUUCUUUUGUUGCACAAAAAGCAAUACUUGUUAAACCUGUGAAUGUGUUUAUCUCCUUUUUUUUAAGUGCUGUCUCCACGUGAAGCUGUGAGCCAUUGUCUGGAAUAGGAUUUUCUCGAGUACUACCUCCCAUUGUAGUUCUAGUUCUUAAAUACCCAACUACGGAUUACAAAGACUCAACGAAUACAAUCUCCCUUGGCGCACACAAGCCCGUAUGAGGAAACAAUUGCCCCUGAUUUGUAUUUCUUUGUUUUGCCCAUUCAAAACAGUCAGUCAUUAACACUUCCUCAAUGAAAACGCAUCUUCGACCGAUUUUUUUUUUUUUUUUUUAAGAGCUAUGUGGAGUUAAAGUCCAUACGUGUUGCGUUUGGUCGAGCUCACACAUACUGAUCUUCCUGUUACUGUACGUGCAUUCCUGUUAGACAUGAUUACAAUGGGUGUGGGCACCAGAGACUUUGGCUGCUGGCAGCUGGUGAAUGAGAUGUUUUAUUGUUCUAUAUUGUUUCCAGAACCAUCGUGAUAACUCAGUAAAUGUAGCAAGUGCCAUGCAAUUUGAAAAAGAUGAGGAAAGUAAGACUAAAAACAUGCUGUUUGGGAGCUCUGAUGUCAACUACAACUUUCCACCUCACAAAGGGAUUUGAACUAAUUUUUUUUUACCCUUUAUUUGACCAGUUUGUGUAUCAGAAAAUGUUUACAUUGUUUGUAUUUUCCUUUCGCAGUCUUACCGAAAAAAAUGAAGGCAAGUUCAAGAAGAAAUAGACAUCUCUGCUGUGUUGUGUUUAUGUGUGUGUAUAUAUAUAUAUAUAUAUAUAUAUAUAAAUAUAUAUAAAGCAAAGUGCACUGAUAAAACAGUAUGUUGUGAUGUGUAAAAGUAUUUAACAUUGUCCUCUUACCCAAACUGAAUAGUUCUUAGUGUAUUGUAUCCUUUAAAGUAAUAGAAAUAAAUACUUAUUUAUGAAUCAA